This is a messenger RNA of Saccharomyces cerevisiae S288C, 1548 nucleotides long. RefSeq names its product Mad3p (gene MAD3). The record is from RefSeq and is marked reviewed. Lineage: Eukaryota; Fungi; Ascomycota; Saccharomycetes; Saccharomycetales; Saccharomycetaceae. The coding region runs from base 1 to 1548 and encodes 515 amino acids. Gene Ontology annotation, biological process: mitotic spindle assembly checkpoint signaling. Gene Ontology annotation, cellular component: nucleus; protein-containing complex. The transcript has a single exon.
AUGAAAGCGUACGCAAAGAAACGUAUCUCUUACAUGCCAUCGUCACCAUCACAAAAUGUUAUUAACUUUGAAGAAAUCGAAACUCAAAAAGAAAACAUUCUUCCCCUGAAGGAAGGCAGAUCAGCAGCGGCACUCUCGAAAGCGAUACAUCAACCACUGGUGGAAAUAAACCAAGUUAAAUCAAGCUUCGAACAAAGACUGAUAGAUGAGCUCCCUGCAUUAAGCGACCCAAUUACUUUGUAUCUUGAAUACAUAAAGUGGCUGAACAACGCCUAUCCACAAGGCGGUAAUUCCAAACAAUCUGGAAUGCUCACCCUUUUGGAGCGAUGUUUAUCUCACUUAAAGGAUUUGGAGAGAUAUCGCAAUGAUGUUAGGUUUCUUAAAAUAUGGUUUUGGUACAUAGAACUUUUUACCAGAAAUUCAUUCAUGGAAAGCAGAGACAUUUUCAUGUAUAUGUUAAGAAAUGGAAUUGGUUCCGAGUUAGCGUCAUUUUAUGAAGAAUUUACGAAUCUAUUAAUUCAGAAAGAAAAAUUUCAAUAUGCCGUGAAAAUUCUACAGCUAGGAAUCAAAAAUAAGGCUAGGCCUAAUAAGGUUUUAGAAGACCGGUUAAACCAUCUCCUGAGAGAACUGGGGGAGAACAAUAUUCAGCUAGGAAAUGAAAUAUCGAUGGACUCAUUAGAGUCUACAGUACUUGGGAAAACCAGAUCUGAAUUUGUCAAUAGACUAGAGCUUGCAAAUCAAAAUGGCACAUCAAGUGACGUCAAUUUAACAAAAAACAACGUAUUUGUAGAUGGAGAAGAGUCUGAUGUAGAACUAUUCGAAACUCCGAAUAGAGGUGUUUAUAGAGAUGGCUGGGAAAAUUUUGACUUAAAGGCAGAAAGGAACAAAGAAAACAACCUUCGAAUAUCAUUGCUAGAAGCAAAUACCAAUUUGGGUGAGCUUAAACAACAUGAGAUGUUAUCGCAAAAAAAGAGACCAUAUGAUGAAAAACUACCGAUCUUUAGAGAUUCUAUAGGUAGAAGUGACCCUGUUUAUCAAAUGAUUAAUACAAAGGACCAGAAACCAGAAAAAAUUGACUGUAAUUUUAAACUGAUUUAUUGUGAAGAUGAGGAAUCUAAAGGUGGUAGACUAGAAUUUUCGCUAGAAGAAGUCUUGGCAAUUUCUAGAAACGUUUAUAAAAGGGUUAGGACAAAUAGGAAACAUCCAAGAGAAGCAAAUUUAGGGCAAGAAGAAAGCGCAAAUCAAAAAGAAGCUGAAGCACAAUCGAAAAGACCAAAAAUAAGUAGAAAAGCCUUAGUCUCCAAGUCGUUGACCCCCUCAAACCAGGGAAGAAUGUUUUCUGGCGAAGAGUACAUAAACUGCCCUAUGACGCCAAAGGGACGAAGCACUGAGACGUCUGAUAUCAUCUCAGCUGUCAAGCCGCGGCAGUUAACCCCAAUUUUAGAAAUGAGAGAAUCAAAUUCUUUUUCUCAAAGCAAAAAUUCUGAGAUCAUUUCAGAUGAUGACAAGUCGAGUUCGUCUUUCAUAUCGUACCCACCACAGCGUUGA